Molecule: messenger RNA, 1072 nt
Organism: Arachis duranensis
Lineage: Eukaryota; Viridiplantae; Streptophyta; Magnoliopsida; Fabales; Fabaceae
Product: anthranilate N-methyltransferase-like
Exons: 5
Coding region: 25-969 (314 amino acids)
Biological process (GO): methylation
Molecular function (GO): protein dimerization activity; S-adenosylmethionine-dependent methyltransferase activity; O-methyltransferase activity
Source: RefSeq, a predicted model, not a curated record
CCCAUUGCUAUAUCUAUCAUUUUUAUGGCUCCAUCAUUAGAGAGCAAUAAAAUUGUUGUUAUUGAUGAUGAAUCCAAUAAGAAUCUUCUUAAAGAAGAAGAAGAAGAUGGAAUGCUUUUUGCAAUGGACUUGGGGGUUUUAGUGGCGCUUCCAAUGGCUGUUAAGACUGCAUUCGAGCUUGGAAUCUUCGACAUAAUAGCCAAAGGUGGUGAACAUGCAAAGCUCUCAUCUGAAGACAUUGCAUCACAGAUUGGUAGCAUAAACCCUAAUGCACCCUCGAUGCUGGAUCGCCUUCUUAGGCUCCUUGCAAGUCAUUCUUUGUUGUCUUGUUCAUCACUUCCUCAAGUCACCAAAGAUGAAAAUGAUCAAGAACAUGAGCUUAUUGCAUCUCCUAAGAAGAAUGUGUAUAGUCUUACAGCUGCUGCUUCCAAAUAUUUUGUGACUGAUGAUGAUGGUGUCAAUUUUGGACACAGUUUGAGCUUGAUUCUGGAUAAGGUUUUCUUGGAAAGCUGGAGUGAACUGAAAGGAGCAAUAUUGGAAGGAGGUGUGCCAUUUGUUAGGGCUAAUGGGAUGCAUGCAUUUGAGUACCCAAGUGUGGAUCCAAGGUGUGUGAAACAUGUGGGAGGAGAUAUGUUUGAGAGUGUUCCUAACGGAGAUGCCAUUUUCAUGAAGUGCAUACUUCAUGAUUGGAGUGAUGAACAUUGCUUGAAGGUGUUGAAGAAUUGCCAUAAAGCCAUUCCUGAAGAUGGAAAAGUGAUUGUUGUGGACACAAUGGUUCCGGUUUUGCCGGAGAAUAAAACCGCCGCUAAGGUUGCUUUCAAAGCUGACUUAUUGAUGAUGACUCAAAACAUUGGAGGAAAAGAGAGAACCAAACAUGACUUCAUUCAUUUGGCCACUGCUUCUGGAUUUUCUUCCAUCAAAUUUGUGUGCUCUGUCUCUGGAUAUUGGGUUAUGGAGUUCUACAGGUAGACACACUUAUGUAUCUAGAGUCCUAUAUAUAUAUAUAUUUUGGUGAGUGUAUCUAAAUAAAUAAAAAAAAAACACACUCACGUACAGAUUAAAAUAGUAUAUA